GUUCCGUCGGUUCCGUUUCCGAACGUGUGCGCCAUCUUGGCGGAAGUUGCCGCCAGGAAGCAGAUUAUAAAAGCAUAUAUGUGUACAAGCAAGUGGAAGACUUCUUCAAUUUACAAUUGACACUGGCGAGUAUAAUGCCGUUGGCCCAGCUCGCGGCGGACCCCUGGGUACAGAUAAAAACAGAAUGCGGGGGGCCACCAGGCGAAGAGAUGGUUGUGGAUGACAGUGAUGAAACCCAGGGCGCCGACAUGGAAACGGGCGACACUGCCGAAGGCACUCACGAAUUUGAGCUGACAAAUGUCACCAAGGAAGGCCAUCCUAAGGGAGACCCAAGUCAGUUCAAACUACUUAAAGUUUUGGGGCAAGGCUCCUUUGGAAAGGUCUUCCUUGUAAAGAAAAUAGUUGGCCCAGAUGCUGGUACGCUCUAUGCGAUGAAGGUUCUCAAAAAGGCCACCCUAAAAGUUCGAGACAGGUUACGAACAAAGAUGGAGCGUGACAUUUUGGCGGAGGUCCGUCAUCCUUUCGUUGUAAAGCUGCAUUAUGCAUUUCAGACUGAGGGGAAGCUCUACCUGAUCUUGGAUUUUCUUAAAGGAGGGGACCUCUUUACAAGGUUAAGUAAGGAGGUGAUGUUUACUGAAGAAGAUGUGAAGUUUUAUCUGGCUGAGCUGGCCUUGGCAUUGGACCAUUUGCAUGGUCUGGGCAUUAUCUACAGGGACCUUAAGCCUGAAAAUAUAUUGCUCGAUUCAGAUGGACACAUCAGCCUCACUGACUUUGGUCUAAGCAAAGAGGCCCUAAACGACCAGAAGGCAUACUCUUUCUGUGGUACGAUAGAGUACAUGGCACCAGAGGUGAUUAAUAGAAAAGGACAUACAAUGGCAGCAGACUGGUGGUCAUUUGGUGUACUCAUGUUUGAAAUGCUGACCGGAGGCUUGCCGUUUCAAGGGACAAACAGGAAGGAAACCAUGCUGCAAAUCCUCAAAGCUAAGCUUGGCAUGCCGCAGUUCCUGAGCCCGGAAGCACAAAGUUUAUUGAGAGCACUUUUCAAAAGAAAUCCUGCCAACCGGUUAGGAUCAGGUCCAAAUGCAAUCGGUGAGGUGAAGGCUCACCCUUUCUUUGCCACCAUCGACUGGAACAAGUUGUACAAGCGGGAGGUAGUGCCGCCGUUCAUCCCUGCUGUCUCUAGGUCAGACAACACUCUGUACUUUGACAAGGAGUUCACGUCGAAGACUCCCGAAGGUAUCUCAGAUUCUCCUGGGGUGCCCCCCAGUGCUAACGCACACGAAUUAUUCAGGGGGUUCAGCUUUGUUGCUCCUAGCCUAAAUGAAGAAGAGCAUAUGAAGAACAGCGAAAACCAGUCCUCUAAAUGGUAUGGCCUGGCGUACAAGGAGUAUAUUGCAAAGGAGUAUGAGCUAAAGGAAGAUCUUGGCUUAGGUUCAUAUUCCACGUGUAAACGGGCUGUUCACAAAGCCACUGGCAAAGAGUAUGCUGUCAAGAUCAUUGACAAGUUCAAAAGGGACUGCCAAGAGGAAGUGGAAAUCCUUCUGAGAUAUGGACAGCACCCAAAUAUUCUCACUGUAUAUGACGUGUACCAUGAUGCUACUUCUGUGUAUGUGAUAAUGGAAUUACUCAAGGGAGGUGAACUACUUGAUAGGAUACUGAAUCGCAAGCACUUUAGUGAACGAGAAGCUAGUGCAGUGUUAGAGGUGAUUGCAAAGACAAUGAAGUUUCUGCAUGACAAUGGGGUGGUCCAUCGUGACCUGAAACCGUCCAACAUAAUGUACGCGGAUGAGAGUGGCUGCCCAGAGUCGUUGCGCAUCUGUGACUUUGGCUUUGCGAAGCAGAUGCGUGCAGAGAACGGGCUCCUCAUGACCCCGUGCUACACAGCCAAUUUUGUGGCCCCCGAGGUGCUCAAGAAGCAGGGCUAUGAUGAAGCCUGUGACAUAUGGAGCAUGGGUGUGCUUCUGUACACCAUGCUGGCUGGGCACGCACCUUUCGCAAAUGGCCCCAACGACACGCCCAAUCAGAUCCUGGCCCGCAUUGGAGAGGGCCGUUUUGACCUUGUUUCGGGGAACUGGGCAGACAUAUCACACGCUGCUAAGCACCUUGUCCAGAAAAUGCUGCACGUUGAUCCAAAGCAGCGCUACCGUGCAACCGAUGUCCUUGGCCACCCGUGGAUUAUUGACAGGGUAAACCUACCAGUCAGUAGGCUAACACACCAGGAGCCACAUCUAGUGAAGGGAGCAAUGGCUGCCACAUUCCGUGCAAUCAACAAUUACCCCAAGCCACCGAAUCUUGAGCCUGUAGCCGCUUCGGAGCUGGCACGGAGACGAGCAAUGUCGAGGCACCAAUCCGCUACGAAGGUCUGAGGAGGAUUUACGAAUUGUACACUGCACGAACAUCGACUUUGUCCAUCCACCCAUCCGCUGGUUGCAUCCCUGGCUGGUCAAAUCUGAGGGGCAUAAAGCUGAGUAAUCACAAAACGGGAGACCUUCCCUCAGUUUUCAAAGGGAGCCCAAGUCAAGCCAUAAAUCACGCUGUGAAUCGCUGAUGUACAUUCAAAUGCAGGACAGUUUAUGUGGUAUUUGGUCCAACCGCAUUAGUAGAAGCAGGGAAGUGCAAGGUUGUUCACGCAAGUAUUACAUUUUUAGGUUACAUAGUGUGUUAUGAGGCAGCGUUAAACCACAUUUAAUAUUGUGGCAGGCGGUGUAUGGUCUGUGAGGUGGCGCAGUAUAAGAUGUGACAUGCUCCUGGCGACACCUGGCUCUUGUUCCUGACAUCAUGCCAAUAGCUUCACAGUAAUCGAUGCCUGAAAACUGCUGCCAGUAACACCUGCCUUUGAAAUACAGCUCGGUUUUCUUGUUCUGCCAUAAUGCAAUUAAGGAUGAACACACGAAGCAGGGUAUACGUAUGUCAAAAUGUGGUCGCUCUGAGUGAAUAAACACUUUGCAUUAUAAAAUUCUCCUGAAGGAAGAGAAGACCAAACACAUGUCAUGGGCAUGAGGAUAUUGUUAUUGAGUGCUGAUCAACAGUAGAAAGUAUGCACAUUUAUGUUCAAUGUGGGCACUGUUGUUUAAAUAAACGUUCAUGCUUCUUGUACAUGACGAAACAUCAGGCACGUAGGCUUUGAUUUAAUGUGCAUUGAUUUCUUCCGAAAGUCUGCAGCAGAGUGAUGUGAAACUUUGUACAUAGUAGCAGUACAUAUCUGCAAGCAGUAUGCUGCCUUUCAUUUUUCGAAACAAUCAGUAUGUGUAAUACUUGUGGGAAUCACCAUGUAUGCAUUACCAUAGGUCACAAGAGCAUGGUCUUCUAUUUUCCAAGUGGGAAUGGGAGGGAUUCUUGAGUUUUCUCUCAAUGCUUGCUCUAAUGCUGUAAACCAUGAGAUAGUUGUCAUGGAGAGCAAAAAUAGCAGUGGCAGUGGCAAUAACUCAGUGUUUUUCAAUGUGGACAUUUGCUUUGCCUGUCCAUUUCUGCCACUUGUCACAAAGGGGAGUCUUAGAUGAAAUCAGGUGUACAAGAUCUGCGUGAAUCUUGAUUUCAUAGCUUCAUCUCAGUAAAAUAGAGCUGACCUGUCAAGAAAGACUCUUGCUUCCACUUCAAGAAGUAUUCAGCCAUUUGGUGAGACGUUAGACUUGUCUGAUGAUACAAUGAGAUGUUGAAUAACUGAGAUGCGAUUGUGAAUUUUAAAAAAAGCUUCCUGAAUCAUUGAGGUUCCACUAGAUGUAUAUGUAUAUUAUAUAAUAUAAAUAUUUUGAACCUGUGUGCCAUUUACAGAUUUUGAUCUAUAUUAGCUAGAUCUAUAUCUCUUCACAACGUAGAACCCUUUCUGUUGUGCUUUGUGUAAUUUUUGCGUGUACACAGUAACAUGUUUGGCUAUCUCAUCACAGUUGAUGCAAACAAGAUCUUUCAUGAAACACUAAUUGCUUUCUCAGUCCCCCACUUUUUUUUUUUUUUCUGCACAUGUUAUGGUAUUUGUAAUAUGUGCUUGCGGCCAAUGAGACAGUUAGUACAACCUGAAUCACGUGACUUUUCUUCCUUUCUGACGUUCGAAGUGCCUUUGGAGUGUAAAUUAUCUGCAGCCAAAACGUUAGGUACCCAUUUCAUGUUGCUGAAUGGGGUAUGCCUCUGGAGUGUCGUAUUUUGUAGCAAGUGAGGUACUAGAAUAUAUGCACAUCGAAAUUUGAAAUUUACCAGUUUAGUUUUUCAAAAUUUUUACAAGUUUCUUUUUUUUUUGUCUGCUUGUCACGUAUAUUGUUUUAGACUUGCUCUUCAUAUUUAGGGGUAUAAACCCCAUGUUUGUAUACGUUCUCUUUUUGUUUUGAUGUCCUCCAGUGGGGAAAAAAACAUUUGAUAGCUGCAUGUGAACAGCCUCAUUAACAGUGCUCUUUGUAAAUUAGAUCUGUUUACAACCACUUUAACACAAUCACAAUAAAUGCAGGAACCAGUAGUUCGAUGGUAAUACAAUAGGGCCUUGUGUUUUAGGGGUUACGUAGACCCAGUAAAACUUAUUUUAACCCCCGGCCACUUGGAGCUUGACUGUACCAAAUGCGGACAGGUGAAUGAUAGAAGUUCGACAACAAACAGAUGUUUUCCAUUUGUUACAACAUUGAAUUACAACGCACGUAGUACUAUCAAAAGGGGAUCCUCAUCGCAUGCGAAAGACUACAUCUCAUAAAGGUACGGAGCCUGCCGGUCACUUUUUUUUUUCUUACACAGCUGUGCAUCAUCAACUGACUUUUAAGUUGGAGUUUCUGGGUGUUGGUUGUGAACUUGACCACAAAAAGACCAUCUGAUUUUGCCGAAAAUUACUAUGUAAAUAUUAAACCGCGAAGUGUUGCACCUUUCUUGUUUGUGUGUGACAUGUGCGCACAUAUGUGAAAUAUUACGUGUCCUGUUAUGACGUAGUGCCCAGCAAGUCUCCAGUCAUUGGGAUAGGGGGAGGGUAAGGCUUCCAUGAGAGAAGUGCUCUGGGGGGAGGGGCUGGCUUUCCAUAGAGGAGGCCCAAUUGCCAGCGCAUUAGGGGCAUGAUCUCUGAGCAUCACAGGUCUGUUCCACAUGAGCAAAUUUCGGUAUAAAACCCGUACCAAAACAGCCUAGCCAAGAAUAGUAGAACCACUUUCUUUUACACGGUCAUUUCUCUUGCAUUGCACUAAUGCCAAACUUCCUUGGUGCUAACAAAACAUCAGCCUUCAAAGCGAUACUUUCAUCUUUGGCUGUAAAUUGAAUGUGUACAGUGUGCAGCAGUCAUAUUGCCAUUCAUGCCAUGGAUGUUUACUGCCAAGCGAACAAUUUUUGUAGAAUCCCGAGUGUGUAAUUCUGUAAAUUCUGGAAGUUGUCUUUCACAUCUGCUUUGGGUGUCCACAGUGCUCUCUGCAAAUUUGCGGAAAGUCUGUUUCAUCGUUUGCAACUGAACAGAGUAACAAAAACAUGCAGUUAAAAAAAAAAAGGCCUUUGGAGCACUUGUUCUGUGUGUGUUUCGUACUGCUUGCGAGAGCUCGCUCGCACAUGAAAUCUAGAUUUCACGUUUACCAGCUGCUGUGCUCUUUGGCAGCCAAGUUUCCCAUUCAUAAAUCUACUCUGUACGACAAUGAAGUUGGACACGAAAGAGUGGUUUCACAAUGAAAUGCGUCCCCAUCAAGUGACUGUCUAGUUCAUUCCUCCUGUGUAAAUAUAUGUACUAUGUUUCCCCGUCUGCACUACCGUGGGGUGCAGAUGGUCCUAUUUCUGUGUGCAUAGAUCAGUUUAUGAGAACAUUUUUGAUGGAUGUGAUACUUAUACAUUUUCCUCUCUUGCAUUUCCCUUGUGAGACGUUUUCUCCUGUUUUCCUAGUACUUUGCUAGAACUUUGUCCUUGAACUCUACAUGGGUUACUCUCCACUUUUAAGCUUACUACUGUAAAGAAUGCUUCAAUAAACUCUUUGAUACGUUGUUGAA
Messenger RNA from Ornithodoros turicata, 5930 nucleotides. It is a transcript of the gene S6kII, whose product is annotated as ribosomal protein S6 kinase alpha-2-like. The record is from RefSeq and is a predicted model, not a curated record. Gene Ontology annotation, molecular function: protein serine/threonine kinase activity; magnesium ion binding; ATP binding. Gene Ontology annotation, biological process: intracellular signal transduction; peptidyl-serine phosphorylation. The coding region runs from base 135 to 2366 and encodes 743 amino acids. The transcript is spliced from 19 exons. NCBI's taxonomy places the organism in Eukaryota, Metazoa, Arthropoda, Arachnida, Ixodida, Argasidae.